Messenger RNA from Sclerotinia borealis F-4128, 2193 nucleotides. The record is from the annotation of a GenBank genome assembly. Lineage: Eukaryota; Fungi; Ascomycota; Leotiomycetes; Helotiales; Sclerotiniaceae.
AUGUCGAGUAGACAGCUUCGAAAGUUACAGCAACAGCGUGAGCUUGAGCAACAAGCCAAACUACAAAUCCAAGAAGAAGAAGAAGAAGAAGAAGAAUCCGAUGAGGAGCCGCAAAUCUUACAAUCAAAACCCAGCUUAUUUGCGAACCUUGCAGCUCUAGAAGAUGAUGAUGAUGAUGAAUCUAAGGAAAUUGAUGAGGACGAAGAGCCAGAGGAAGAAGAAUUGAGUGAACCCACUGUAGCUGCGACUACGAAGAAACCUAAAAAGUCGAAGAAGAAGAAGAAGGCGAAUAAUAAGGGAAAGGAUAAAGACCCUGCGAAUGCAGUAAAAGGAACACCUAAGAAAGGUCUUGAUGAAAUCGAUAAAGCUCUCAAAGAGUUAAAUUUGAAGCAAACAAAAGUCGCGAAUACAACGAGUGCAAUGGAAGCGGAUGAAGAUUACGAGAGAGUUUGUCUUCUAUUGGGCAUCAAUACGCAGCAUCUCAAAGUUGCAAACGAAAUGCGAAGUCUUUUUGGACGCGCCGCUACGGAAAACCAUGAAGAUCCUGGGGGACCUACAGGCCGUGGCGCAAGAAGACAACGCACACAACAGAUGGACUUAGAGACAGUUUUGAAAGGACACCAUAAACCUGGCAAAGGUCUUUCGGAGCUCACCAUACGACGCAACUAUCUCAUUCAAGGAAAAGAUGAAUGGCCAAAAGCUUCCUCGGGUGGAUUGACUAUGGCGGUCCUCGAUAAUCAAGAGGUAGUUGAUGGUACUAUAGAAUACAAAUUCGUGCAUGAUGAAACAUACCAAGUUGUUCAGCAGACAUUUCAAGCUAUGGUCGAAAUGGGUGAUCCCCAAAACCUUAUUGGACUUAUCCAAAGAAACCCGUAUAAUAUUUCUUUACUUCUCCAAGUCAGCAAGAUCGCAAAAGACCAAGGCGACCAUUCUUUAUCAUCGGAUCUUGUUGAGAGAGCCCUGUUUACAUUUGGUCGUGUUUCAUUAUCAUCCUUCGGUACCAAAUUGGCCAAAGGUAAAGCUCGAUUGGAUUUUUCCAGACCAGAGAAUCGAGAAUUUUGGUUAGCAGGAUAUCACUACAUCAAAUCUCUCAUGAUGAAGGGAACCUAUCGCACCGCCUUUGAAUGGGCAAAGCUUCUCUUGAGCUUAGAUCCCGAGGAUGAUCCAUAUUGCAUGAGAUGGAUGAUACACCAUCUUGCCUUACGCGCACAUGAGUUUCAAUGGCUUUUGGAUUUUGCCGCCAGUCGAAAUGUACCAGAGUGGGCUAACACAAUCGACUAUGCGAAAGCAUCAUUCGCCCUCGCUGCGCAACAACUUAAGGACGGUCCCAAAUGUAGAAAACUUGAUCUUGAUACACCGAAGUCCAUUUGGGGUACGGAACCGCCAACUGCUUCUGACAUCUUGUUCACGGAAUUGUAUGUUCUUCAGGCAAAGGAUCUCUGGAACACUCCUGAGUCUACUUCAUUGCUUAUGGAAGUGGCACAUACGAUUGAAAAGCCCGAUUUAUCCAAAAUUCCCUUACUAUCCGACCUCAGAGAAAUGAGUCUUGACAUUGUCAGAUUUGUUUACUUGGAUAAUCGACGAGAAUUGAUGUCUCUUGUUCCAUCGAACAUUCUUCAUAGAAGCAACAACUCUGAUUCCGAUCCACUCCCGCCUUACCGUAGCACCAUCUCUUAUCCGUUGCAGGAAAGGCAUCUAGAAAUCGAAGAAGAAGCGACAGUGGAUGGAUUCAACGAUCCCCUUGCAGCUCUGGCACGACUCCUUCCAGGGUUCCCAGGUUUAGAAGCAUUCCGAGCUCGUGGAGCAGCUGAUGAUUUUGAAGGUGAAAUUGAGGUUGAGAACGAAGAUGAACAAUUUGAACGUUUCAGAGAUUACGUUGCAGAAGCGAUGCGGAUUGAAGGAAUAGAAGAGGAGGGAAUAGAAGAAGAGGACGAUAAUGUAGAUGACGGACAGCUACGUGAACCUAUAUCACCGUCUAACACAACAAGAAUCUUGAACAGCUUGAUGUUCUGGAGAACACAAUCUGCAAAUGCUGACCAUUCCGAAUCAGGGGUAUCGGACACGGAAACUGAAGACGAUGACGACUCAUUGCCGGGAUUGAUAGAAGGUGGUGAAGAGGAACAUCAGGUUGAAAAUAGACAGGCACAUGUUGAGGAUGCCGAUGAUGAAGAUUUUAUCCCAUCUUCGAAUUAG